GUGUGAUCAAUCUUUCGUAGACAUAUAUAUUUAUAAUUCUUUAUUUAAUCUUAUUUUAUAAAAUAUUUUUGGAAUCAGAUUAGUAAUAAUGCAUAAUCGUGUAAAAACUAUUAACAAAUGUUAUAAUAAUUUAGAAUAUAGGAAAAAUAAUAAGAAAAAAGAAGCAUUAAUAAAAAUAUCCAAUUUAUUUAAAGAAUUAAAAUUUGAGGAUACAGAUACUGUAGCAAUUAGAUUCCUGCAUACAGCAUCACUAAUAGAAAAGCAUUUGAAUCUUUUUAUGAUAGUUUGCCAACAUGUAGAUGUAGCUACCUCUAUUCUUAACUAUUUCUAUUACUUUGGUACGAUUUGUAUGUUUAAUUCAUCAUGGAAUUUUGAUGACCGCAUUUAUAUAAGCAUAUGCGCAAUACUUACAAUUUUCAAUAUUUAUAAAGAAGAAUCUAUACAGGAAUUUUUGGAAACUGCCAUUAUUAUGGAACCACAAAUACAGACAUAUUAUAAAUUUAAAAAAAAUGCAUCCCAUCAGACAGAAACAAUGAUACUUCUCGAAGAGUCAGACUUGCACGCAGUUAUUAAUUAUUUGAAGUUUAAAAACAUAAACGGUCUACAUAAAAUUUGGAUCCAUGAAUCAAUAGCACAGACUUUUAUGUGGCACUUUAAGAAAUGUUUUGGAUGUCUAUAUUCAUAUCCUAUUCAUAUAUUUCAAUUAAAGCAAGAAUUAAUUACAUGUUAUGCAUCUAAAUGUAAUAUAUAUAUGGAGAAUAAAAUAAAUAUAACAUCCAUAUGGUCAGAAGAUAUUAUAGCUGCAAAAAAUUUAGCAAGAACUUUAAAUCAACAAAUUAUAUUUAUAAAUACACAUAUGGAUAUUUGUCCCGAUGUUAUACUUACACAUUUUAAUACAAAUCUCAAAUCAUUAUUCUGGUUUUCGGAUUUACAAGAGACAUGUACAAAUCCAACGCAUAAAAUUAACUCAACAUGUAAUCUAUUUUAUAAUGGCAUGUGGCAAAAACCUAAGAAAAAUACAUAUUGGAUACAUAAAAAUAUUUUAUUGGCAAAUGUAACUCGUGAAGAUGUUUUGGAGUGUAUUGAUUCAGCUCAAAAAGGAUUCAUCACUUGGAGUACUAUGCCUAGUGAGUCUAAAAUGCAAAUAUUAUCUAAUUUUGCAAACACAUUAGAAUGUAAUGGUAAAUUUUUAUUAGCCAAUAUAGUAUUAAAAUGGAUAAAAAUGUCCUAUAUUGCUGGAAAGACAAUAGAUUGCUAUCAAAAUAAAAGAUUUGAAGUAAUACAAAUUCGUAAGCCACAAGGCACUAUUAUUCUUAAGGAGAAAGAUGAAAUCACUUUGUUUCGUGAAUUAACGCAAAGUUUAAUUAUUGGCAAUUCUGUCAUUGUGAUAUGUGAUCCAGAUUUGUGUAUUCUGGCAGCAUAUUGUGACAUGUUUAAAAUAUCUGGAAUACCUCCGGGUGUUAUAAAUCUCUUAUCAGGUGAAAAUCUAGAGAACGUUCAAUAUACUAAUUUUGCAAAUUCAACAUCAACUGAAGCAUGUGAUGGACUUACCGUAAUACAGUGUAUUGUAACAUCACGUCAAUAAUUUUAAUAAGAUACCAUAUGUGCUCUAAUAUUUAUGAUAUAUCUGUAUAUACAAAUAAGCACUCAUAUAUUUAAAUAUUAUAAUUAAAAAAAAACAAUAUCUCUUAUUAUUGAGUUCUUCAAUUAAUUUUUUAAAACAAAAUUGAUAGAUUCAAAUAGCUUUAUAUACGCCGACCCUUAUACAUAUAUGAAGCUAUCUUCUAACUGAGUGUUAUAAAAUAUUGUGUUAUG
This is a messenger RNA of Cataglyphis hispanica, 1815 nucleotides long. RefSeq lists its product as uncharacterized. Bases 89 to 1585 code for a protein of 498 amino acids. The transcript is spliced from 9 exons. The record is from RefSeq and is a predicted model, not a curated record. NCBI's taxonomy places the organism in Eukaryota, Metazoa, Arthropoda, Insecta, Hymenoptera, Formicidae. Gene Ontology annotation, molecular function: oxidoreductase activity.